Molecule: messenger RNA, 3070 nt
Organism: Marmota monax (woodchuck)
Lineage: Eukaryota; Metazoa; Chordata; Mammalia; Rodentia; Sciuridae
Product: HEAT repeat-containing protein 6-like
Exons: 9
Coding region: 31-1467 (478 amino acids)
Source: RefSeq, a predicted model, not a curated record
AGUAUUUUCCAGGGGCCUUACAUAGGGAAGAUGGCGGCGGUGCAAGUUGCCGGCUCGCCGUCGUGCGGGCAGCUACGAGAGGCUCCGCGGGAGCCGCCCCCUGAGCAGGACAAUGGGUUCCGCCGGUUGUCGGCCAGGCUCCGCGCCCUGCGCCCGGAUGACAGCAGCUCCGCCCGCACCGAGAUCCACCUGCUCUUUGACCAGCUCAUUUCCGAGAACUACAGCGAGGGCGGCGGCGUGGCCGCAGAGGAUGUCAGUGCUCUUCUUGUCCAAGCUUGCCGACUGGUGCCUCUUAAUCAGAAUCAUCUUGUCAGCAAAGUGUCUCAGCUGAUCCACCAUUUACUAAACAGAUUACAGGUGAUUGUUGAUGAACAGAACUUGGAUUUCCUGAUGGGAUAUACUAUUUCAGCUAUUCAUCAGUGUAGUUCCUGGACACACAUGGAAAUCCUUCAAGCCCUGGCAGCUCUGGUUUACUGUAAUGGCUCAAAAUGUCAAAAGUACCUUCCAGACUUGCUAGGCAAGACCGGCCUCUUAACAACAUUGAGUGACUUGGCUCAGUCUGACCCUGAAGUCAGGAGAGCUGCAGUGCAUUGCAUGGCAAACUUAUGUCUCAGUGUGCCAGGACAGCCAUACCUGGAGGAGCCCUACCAAAAUAUUUGCUUCCAAGCUUUCUUGACCACUUUACAGUCUCCAAAAUCAUCAGAUAUGGAUGACAUAACAUUUUGCAUGUUGUUACAAAAUGCAUUAAAAGGCAUUCAGUCACUUCUAAAUGGUGGAAAAAUGAAACUAACACAGACUGAUGAACUUGGAGCUCUUCUAGCUGUACUAAAGAAAGCCAUGUUUCAUGGACUUCCUGGACUAAACAUAGAGAUGCCCACGGUGUUAUACCCCACUCCACUUCCUCAGUAUGAUGGGCGACCACCUGUCAAACCACAACAGUCAGAAUCCACUGCUUCUCGACCAACGGUGAAUAAAAAGAAAAAAUACAAAAUUAAGCCAAAGAAAACCCCACAAGGAGAGGAAGAGGAAGAAGAAUCUAGUAGUGAGAUGGAAGCAGUCCCAGGCCCUGGCACAAGCAGAGUGAACAUGCAUGACAGGAACACUCGAUGCUCCUCCUCCCUGGGCGUCCAAGGUUUGCCAGUAGAUGGAAGUGGAACUCUGGGAAAAGAGCGGGUCUCCUCACCCUUCACCACUUGCAGCUGGAAAAGAGUCAGCAGUAGUGAGUCAGACUAUUCUGAUGCUGAAGGAGGCUUACAGGGUAAAAUGAGGUCAUACCAAGCCAAAGUUCGCCAAGGAGCAUUAGCUUGUUUUCUUUCUACUAUAAAAUCAAUAGAAAAAAAAGUUCUGUAUGGCUACUGGUCGGCCUUUGUUCCUGAUACGCCUGAGCUUGGAAGCCCACAAUCUGUGUCCUUAAUGACACUUGCAUUAAAAGAUCCUUCUCCCAAGGUAAGAGCAUUUAAAUUCUAAGCUUUAUAACAGGAAGGGAAAAUUUACACAUUUUGUUUUUUAUCUCAGCACCAUCCAAUCUUAAUUGAAUACUGCUCUGAGUAAUCCUGACCCAGUUCCUGACUUGAGAACUCCUGGACAGAUAAGAGGGGAUAGGAAAUGGGCUCUGUGAAUAGCACAUUGAGGGGAAUUGUAUAGAGGCCACUUCUUGCCCUCAGGCUUUCUGAAACCUGAGCACACAGAGUUGUAACUUGGGUAUCUCCUUUGAGCUCCACUGAAGUUGCUGUGUCUCCCCUUUAUGAAAAUGUUUAUUAUCAUGGAAUUUAUAAUAGCAAAAUAUGAGAAAUGGCUUAAACAACUCAACAAAAUUAUUAUGGUACAUAUGGUUAUAAAGGAUGUGUAAUGCUCAGAAAAAUGCUCAUAGUGUUUUGUGAAAGCACAAGACAUAGAAUUGUGUAUGUAGUAGGAUCCCACUGAUUUUCUUCGUAUUUAAAAAAAAAAAAAAUCAUGUAUAAUAAAUACUUGCUUCUUUUUUUAAUUUUUUUUUCCUUCUUGUGGCAGUAGGGAUCAAACCCAGGGCUUCACAUAUGCUAGGCAAGCACUGUACAACUGAGUAAUUUUUUGUUGUUGUUGUUAUAUCUUUAUUUAUUUAUUUUUAUGUGGUGCUGAGGAUCAAACCCAGUGCCUCAUAUGUGUGAGGCAGGCACUCUAUCAUUGAGCUACAGCCCCAGCCCCAUGUGAGUGUUUUUUUAAAAUUUACUUUGAGAUAGGGUCUCACUAAAUUUCCCAGCCUGGCCUUGCAUUUGGGAUUCUCCUGCCUCAGCCUCCCAAUUAGCUGCAAUUGCAGGCUUGUACCACCAUGCCUAGCUAUAAAUAUUUGCAUAUUUUAAUAAGAAAAAAAUUAUUUUUUAAAAAAGAAAAAGAUGGUUUUGUUAGCCUGGAUGGCUAUAGCAAGAUAUUUCAUGAUAUCUUGAUAUUUCAAAUAUCUGCCUCUGCUUAAAUAGGUAAGUUCCUCUCUAGAAGUUAGUCUCAAUCAAAUAAGGAAAGUAGCCUGCUAUUUAGAGUCCCCUUACAAUAAAGUAUAUUAAAAAGUUAUGCCAAAUGACAUCUGGACAUUCUCAGAACUAAACUACCCAUUGAAAGUGAAUAAUUUUAAUUAGGGUUUCUCCUUAAAAUGGGUAGUAAUCCACAAUAGAUUGGAACAUCUUAUAAUCAUGUGCUUGAAUAGCUAAUUACUGGGUAAAAAAAACUUCUAGAUGAUCCUUUGGAAGCUUAUGUUAGCAUUAAUUAUACACAAUAAAAUUCUGUGGUACAUUUCAAAUACUGUAAGUAACUAGAUUAGCAGAAAUUUUGCAGCUCACCUGAAUCAAUAAUAAAUGGGAGAAAAAUGAAAAAUGAAUGGUAGCAAAGAUACCAGUAAUGAAGCCAUUCUCGUAAUUAAAGGGAAAACUACUACAAGGAAUUUUAAAUGCAUAGUUGAAUGCUUUUCACUAGGGGGAACUGCCAGUGUGGCCAAGAAGAUGUUGCUGUGGGGCAAGUAGAAGCCAUGUUAACCACUAACACUCCAACUGCCUAGCUAAGGGAAUGAGAAACAUUCAAUCUUAGGGGAUGAAUACAGAAAGGC